Messenger RNA from Lineus longissimus, 2299 nucleotides. RefSeq lists its product as uncharacterized. The transcript is spliced from 11 exons. The coding region runs from base 135 to 1217 and encodes 360 amino acids. The record is from RefSeq and is a predicted model, not a curated record. Lineage: Eukaryota; Metazoa; Nemertea; Pilidiophora; Heteronemertea; Lineidae. Gene Ontology annotation, biological process: immune response. Gene Ontology annotation, cellular component: membrane. Gene Ontology annotation, molecular function: tumor necrosis factor receptor binding; receptor ligand activity.
AUUGAAUCCAUCAGUACAGCGUAUGAAAAAAUGAAAGUUGUCACAAAAUAGAUGACAUUUACUAGUAUCUAAGUGCAUACAUGUUUUCUUAUCAAUACGGUAGUGCUCUUAUUUAAAAAUAAUAGACCGUCACGAUGAAGGAUCAAGAAAGCGCCUCUGAGGCUCAUCGCCCUGUACAGAAACGGGUCCUGUUCCUGGGGGUGAUGUUGGCGAGUUUCGUGGUCUGCUUCGUCGUGUUCGGCUGCAUCACCUACGUGGACAACAGCGAUUUGCGAAGGGAGCUCCGGGAGAUCAAGGAUGGAGUCAUAAUGACACCUACCGAGAAACCGGACAGCAGUCUGGAAGAUUUUGACGAAAGUGAUAGAGAAGAUGAUGAAGUUGUCGAAGAAGAGAGCGGUAUUCCAGAAUGGGUUCCAAGUUUUCCACAAAUAGGAAUAAAGCCAAGCCUCCCAGCCAACAACAUCAGUGAGGUGUUUGUCUCUGAUGAAGGUGCUGUGAGGGUCCGGCGGAACGUGAGGGCGUGUGCGGGCUGCUGCCGAGAUUGUGACUGUACUAUCAAGAAGAAGAAAAAGGGUGCAAAGAGGGAUUGCAAGCGCUGUUGUCAAAAAUGUGGAAGCCACAAGUUCUGCAGGCCCGAAAAAAAUCAUGGUGUAACAGAAAAAGCUAUCAGCAGUAUUUUCAAGUCACGGAUUGGCCACUUUAUUGGUUCUACAGAGGGAGUUAUUAAGUGUGGUAAGAUGAUCGAGAAGGGUAAACCGUACGCUCUCACAACGGAUACUGGGGACAUUUGCGCCUGGAAAUAUGCAACAUGGAUGAAAAGAGAGUCCAAGAAACUGUAUAAUCUGCAAUCAAACGGCAAGGUCGAGGUGAGAGAUGCCGGCCUGUACUAUAUCUAUGGCCAGCUCAUCAUCCACGAUAGGAAUCCGACGGCUAGUUUGGGUAUCAUGAUCAGAGACCGCUACAAGACCGGUGGAGAUAGCUUGGAGAGAGAACUAAGCAGGUGCAUAGAGAGUGCAGGCUAUCUCAUUGGAUCCGCUGGGCAAAUCACUGACGAGUCGUUUCGGACUUGCAAUAUGGGCUCCGUAACAGAGUUGUCUAAGGGAUCGGAGGUGUACAUCGUUGUCCACGUGCCAAGGAGCAGUAGUAAUAAGCAUAUUCCGGUAAAGACUUUCCAUAAGGUGACAACUGCCUUCUUUGGCAUCAUCAAAUACACAUAAAAUAUUUGACAUGUGGCCUUUUCAUUCUGAAGAUGCAUCAUGGGUCUUUAGCGCGUAUCUUAAAUUACUCGGGAAAUUCAUUUACAUGUACAUGUACAAUGUAAAGGACAUUUUUAAUAUAUUUUUUGGUAUUUCAAUUGAAUUAGAAAGCUUAUUCGGUCUUUUAGUGUCCACGGUAGCUAUUCGCUCUCUUAUGAUGAAACAUGGAUUUACCUUAUUAAUGUAAUUGUCGGUUACAUUGCUCGUAUGGGAAACAGCCUCAUCCUGCUAUGACAGAUAUUGCAUUCGUUGUAAACGGGUAAUAAUUCAUCAAGUAGUUACAUGUAAUUCUCCGAGCAGAGCAUCUGUCUGGCAGGCAUUUCAAAUUUUGCUAUCAAAUUUUGAAACAGCUGAAAUUUUCACAAUAUCCACUUUUGUUAUCCUUUUUCCGGAAAUAGAUUUUGUGAUGCAACGCUUGCGCAUUGCAACAGAAUAUAUGCAAUUUCGAAAAUCCUCGAAUGAAAAAAAAAAAUAAGUGAGCGUAUUCAGCCCGGCGCAGUCAUGCCGCGGGAAACGUUAUAAAAACCGACAAAUGGCUGCAAAUUUAUUUAUCUAAUUUAAUUCGGGAAUUUUCACGAAUAAAAAAAUAUUACGAUGAAAAAACAAUCCUCGGGAUACUUUGAUUUGGAAUCGACGUACUGCCUUCUUGUAUGUUUCGAGAAAAGAUGCUUAUUUUACUCAGUUUUCGACAUAAAGCAGGAGGGUCGAUUUUCAGUCAAACAGUAAAAAAUGUGCAUACAUUGAAUAAUAGGCCUAGGCCAACUCGAUUUUACGAGAAUUCUAACUGGCGUUCUCGAAAACCGAGAUGGUGGCGACUGCAUAUAAAUAUUUUGUAAAAGUUGUAAAACGUUGUAAAAAUGUAGUAACGUAACGUUAAAUCGGAGGAUUCUCAUAAUGCAUAUAUACUUGUAUACUACUGUAAAAGUUGUAAAUUUGUAAAAAUGUAGUAACGUAACGUUAAAUCGGAGGAUUCUCAUAAUGCAUAUAUACUUGUAUACAACUGUAAAAGGUGUAAAUUUGUAAAAACUAACGUUAGUAAUAAA